AUGACAGUGGUAGAAAACGGGUUUUUUGUCAUUCAGAGUGGUCAGGUGCCGUCUAGAUCCUGUGUUUUGGAUGAAUUCUCGUUAGAAAACAAGUCCUCGCCUCUGCUGAAUUGUGGGUUAGAGUGUAACAGAAAUCAAAAUUGUAUCGGAAUGGACCUAAUCCAAGGAGGAACAAACGUGUGUAGACUUUUAUCUGGUUUUGUGAGCAUUAAUCCGUCUAUUUCAUCAGGUGGACGGGACUUCUACUGUAGUUUAUCAUUGACGACUGGUGCUACUGUAUCAACCAUAUGCCACCGCAACAGUCAUUUAUGGACGUUAAUCCAGAGGAGAUUCGAUGGAUCUGUAAACUUUAAGCAAAACUGGACACAGUAUCAGAGAGGGUUUGGCUCACGUGACUCCGAAUUUUGGAUAGGUAAUGAAAACAUAUAUCACCUUACAAAUGAAGGAUAUACACAUCUUAGGAUUGAGCUUAUGGAUCAUGACUGCGUUUGGAAAUAUGCAGAAUACAGUACCUUCUACACCGAAGGAGCGAUUUCAGAGUACAGAUUACAUAUCUCAGGUUACACCGGAAAUGCAGGGGACAGUUUUCUCUACCACAGCAACAUGUUCUUUAGCACCUUUGAUAACGACAACGAUAAGAACCCUGGUUACAACUGCGCCCUUGGCAGAAUGGGAGGCUGGUGGUAUAAUUCUUGCCAUAGGUCUAACCUUAAUGGUGAGUACGGGAACACGGACAAUUCAAACGGCAUCAACUGGUACGCCUGGAAAGGAUUCCAUUAUUCCAUGAAGGAAGUGAGGAUGAUGAUAAGAAAACCCUGA
Molecule: messenger RNA, 819 nt
Organism: Saccostrea echinata
Lineage: Eukaryota; Metazoa; Mollusca; Bivalvia; Ostreida; Ostreidae
Product: ficolin-2-like
Exons: 5
Coding region: 1-819 (272 amino acids)
Source: RefSeq, a predicted model, not a curated record